Pelobates fuscus (common spadefoot toad) is the source of this 2968-nucleotide messenger RNA. RefSeq names its product Scm like with four mbt domains 2 (gene SFMBT2). Gene Ontology annotation, molecular function: histone binding; transcription corepressor activity; chromatin binding. Gene Ontology annotation, cellular component: nucleus. The coding region runs from base 7 to 2844 and encodes 945 amino acids. Lineage: Eukaryota; Metazoa; Chordata; Amphibia; Anura; Pelobatidae. The record is from RefSeq and is a predicted model, not a curated record. Gene Ontology annotation, biological process: negative regulation of DNA-templated transcription. The transcript is spliced from 22 exons.
CAGGGGAUGCCUUUACACCACAGGAAUAAUUUGCUUUAUAAUGCAUUAGGGGAAAAAAGGCAAACAUUUUUCAAAAUAAUGGAGAGCAGAAUGCCUGUGAUAUUGAACAAUCAAGAUAAGUCUUCUCUUGAAAAAUCAAACAGCCCAUUGAAUGGUAACGGAGAACUGUGUGGAUCUGAUGCUGAUUCAAGUACUGAAGAUGCAGAUUUUAAUUGGGAUGAAUAUUUAGAGGAAACAGCAUCUAGUGCAGCUCCUUACACAUCCUUUAAACAUGUUGAAAUCAGUCUUCAAAGCAGUUUUCAACCAGGGAUGAAACUAGAAGUGGCAAACAAGAACAAUCCUGAUACUUACUGGGUAGCUACUAUCAUCACCACCUGUGGACAGUUACUGCUUCUGCGGUAUUGUGGCUAUGGAGAUGACCGUAAAGCAGACUUCUGGUGUGAUGUUAUGACAGCAGAUCUACAUCCUGUGGGCUGGUGUGCAAAAAACAAUAAAGUCCUCAUGCCUCCAGACGCGGCAGUAGGUGCCCUUGUGUUCCAGAGACAACAGCACUUCCAUGUCUCAAAUGCAGCAGCAACAGCAAUAAAAGAACAGCAUACUGACUGGGCAGAGUUCCUGAUUCAUGAUCUAACUGGCUCCAGAACUGCACCUGAUAAACUUCUAGAAGGACCUCUUCGAGGGAAAACCCCAGUAGACCUUAUUACAGUGGAUUCGUUGAUGGAGCUACAGAAUGCACAGAAUCCCUUCCAGUACUGGAUAGUCACUGUGAUAGAAAAUGUUGGAGGAAGGUUACGUUUACGUUAUGCUGGACUGAACGAAGCAGAUUCCUGUGACCAGUGGCUGUUUUACCUGGACUGUAGACUACGGCCAGUUGGCUGGUGUCAAGAAAAUCAGUGCAGAAUGGAUCCACCUUUAGAUAUUUGUCCACUGAGGAGCAAAUCCGAAUGGAAAUGUGCUUUGGAUAAAUCUCUGGCUGCUGCAGCACUGAAUCCUCUUCCAGUAGAGGUGUUUAAGGAUCAUGCUGACUUAAGGACCCAUUCCUUUACCCUUGGCAUGAAAGUUGAAGCAGUGGACCCAAAUGAACCAUCACAUAUCCGUCCUGCAACAGUUUCAGCGGUUUUUAACAAUCUCUACUUCCAAGUGACCGUGGACGACCUGCGAGCCGAGCCCCAAGAAGUGUCCAUGCUGUGUCAUGCAGACUCUCUCGGUCUUCUGCCUGUGCAAUGGUGCCUUAUCAACGGGGUUAAUCUCACUCCUCCAAAAGGAUAUCCAGGGCAGGACUUUGACUGGGCAGACUACCAGAAGCAGUGUGGAGCAGAAGCAGCGCCUCAUGCAUCCUUCAGAAAUACAACAAAUUCUCGUGGUUUUACAAAAAACAUGAAACUUGAGGCAGUCAACCCAAAUAAUCCAUCUGAAAUCUGUGUUGCUUCUGUGACUAAAGUAAAGGGGACAUUUUUGUGGCUUCGCCUGGAAGGUUUACAGAUGACUGUUCCUGAGUAUAUUAUUGAUGUUGAAUCAAUGAAUAUUUUUCCUGUUGGCUGGUGUGAAGCGAAUUCCUAUCUUCUUAGCACCCCACAUAAAGCUGUUGUCAAAAAGAAAAAGAUGAUUGCUGUGGUUCAGCCAGAGAAACAGGUGCCUUCCUCAGUGCCUGUGGAGAAAAUACCUCAGGAUCCUUCUCCUUUUCCCCAGCCUGAUGAUUACGCAACAACAACAACAACAACAACAACUACAACAGUUGUCUCCAAUGGAAAAUAUUGCUGCCCACGACUGUUUAUCAAUCACCGCUGCUUUUCAGGACCCUAUUUAAAUAAAGGACGGAUUGCUGAACUACCUCAGGCAGUUGGACCUGGUAAAUGUGUGCUGGUUCUUAAGGAGGUCCUCGGUAUGGUAAUAAAUGCUGCCUACAAACCUGGAAGGGUCUUAAGAGAAUUGCAGUUAGUGGAAGACAAGUCAUGGAAUUUCCAAGAAGAAACACUGAAGGCCAAAUACAAAGGAAAAACUUACAGAGCAAUUGUGAAGAUUGUCCGUACAUCAGAUCAAGUAGCAGAUUUUUGCAGAAGAGUGUGUGCAAAACUGGAGUGCUGCCCUUAUUUGUUCAGUCCACUACAAAUAACAGAAACAUGCCCAGAGAACUGUUCCAUUCACACAAAGACCAAAUAUACUUAUUACUAUGGAAAAAGGAAGAAAAUAUCAAAGCCCCCCAUUGGAGAACACAAUUUGGAAAACGCACCAGCAAAGCCAGCAAGACGCAGGAAAAGAAGAAAAUCUAUAUUUGUGCAGAAGAAGAGACGGACAUCAACUGUAGAUGUCACUGCAGUGGAGUCAGCGGAGGAUAGUAGAGAUGAAGGUGGAAUGGAGGAAGAAACAGGAAGUGAGGAAACAAGUUCAGAGCUGCGUGAUGAUCACACUGACACAUCCUCCACUGAGGUGCCAUCUUUGCGGCCACGCAGAGCAGUAACACUGAGGAGCAGCAUAGAGUCCAACCGGCCUCCUAUAAUUGAGAGAACUAGAAGAGACAGAAAAACACGAUCCCAUUCCUGCCCCGAGGAGGACAAAAGCACUACUGAGAAAAAUGAUAAAAAGCAGGAGGAAGAGGAACGCCUUGUUCUUGAAAGUAACCCUCUGGAAUGGACGGUUACCGAUGUUGUUCAGUUUAUCAAAUCUACAGAUUGUGCUCCUUUGUCAAAAAUAUUUCAAGAACAGGACAUCGAUGGCCAAGCACUUCUUCUCUUGACUCUCCCCACGGUGCAGGAGUGUAUGGAACUUAAACUGGGUCCCGCUAUCAAGCUUUGUCAUCAAAUAGAAAGAGUAAAAUUUGCAUUCUAUGCACAAUAUGCCAACUAAACAUUAUAUUUUGAUGUUCUGAGCUAAUAUUAAUUAUUAAGAUUUAUAAAGAUACUGAAGCAUGUUUUCUUUUGCUAAAAUGUUUUGUAGAAAAAAAAAGCCCUGGUCUACGUACAUAAUAAUU